AUGUCAGCUCUACCUAUGGCAGCUCCUCCCAAGAGUCCUUUGGCUCGCUAUCGCAUGCUUUCCCCCACAGCUUCCGUGCGGGUAAGCCCAUUGUGCCUCGGCGCCAUGAACUUCGGCGAUGCCUGGCAAGGAUACAUGGGAACGUGCGACCAAAAGACUGUCGAGAGUAUUCUCGAUUUCUUCUAUGAGCAGGGUGGUAACUUUAUUGAUACUGCAAACAACUACCAAUUUGAGGAGUCUGAAGCCUGGAUUGGCGAAUGGAUGAAGAAGAGAGGCGUCCGAGACGAGAUAGCAAGCACUAACGCGUUGCCAGUCAUCGCAACCAAGUAUACCACUAACUUCCGAGCUGGGCCUAAGGCCCCUAACAUCAUGGCCAACUUUACCGGCAACGGAUCCAAGAGCUUGCACACCUCCGUUGAGGCCAGCCUCCGGAAACUGCAGACUGACUACAUCGACUUGCUCUAUGUGCACUGGUGGGACUACUCUACGUCGAUCCCCGAGCUGAUGCAGUCCCUUAACAACCUCGUCGUUACUGGAAAGGUUCUUUACCUGGGUAUCAGUGACACUCCCGCCUGGGUUGUCAGCAAGGCAAACGAGUAUGCGAGAAAUCAUGGACUCCGCCAGUUCUCCGUCUACCAGGGCCGAUGGUCUGCUGCAUCUCGCGAUUUUGAACGUGAGAUUAUCCCGAUGACCAAGGCUGAAGGCAUGGGUCUGGCUCCCUGGGGCGCGCUGGGCGGCGGCGCUUUCAAGACGGAAGAGCAACGCAAGUCUCAGGAGGGCCGCAAGAUUCAAGCCAGCGAGACACAGAUCAAGAUCAGCCAGGUCCUGGAGAAAAUCGCCAAGCGUAAAGACACGAUCAUCACUAGCGUCGCCCUGGCGUAUGUCUUGCAGAAGACACCUUACGUCUUCCCAAUUGUUGGCGGCCGUACUGUCGACCACCUGAAGCAGAACAUCGAGGCUCUAGCUCUAAACCUGAGCGAUGAAGACAUCCAAGAAAUCGAGGCAGCUGUGCCAUUCGAUAUGGGAUUCCCUCACAACUUCCUGUGGGGCGAAAAGAUCCCAUCAAACCCUGGUGAGGUUUGGCUGCUGAACAUGGGAGGGACCUACGAUUAUGUCCCCGAACCCAAAGCGAUUGCACCUAAAGAAAGUGAACAGUAG
Molecule: messenger RNA, 1158 nt
Organism: Colletotrichum truncatum
Lineage: Eukaryota; Fungi; Ascomycota; Sordariomycetes; Glomerellales; Glomerellaceae
Source: RefSeq, a predicted model, not a curated record